AAGCCGAGUGUACCAGGCGCUCGAUAAAGCAAGCUAUACUGUUCGAGCAUAGUGCACUAGACAGACGGCCAAAGCAAGAGACCUCGGACCUGCCAACUUGAUACUUCUCGAGCGACUGGAGAGAUGGAGGAAGACACUCUCCCCAAGUCUUCGGACAAUACGGGUGGAAGGAAGUGGGAUCGAAAUCUUCCGGCGGUGCUCAAUACUGAGCGUGACAAGUUCUCGGUGGUGGCAACUAGCUUGGAGCAGAGCAAAGAUAGACUACCAGGAAUGAGAGUCCAAAUGAAACAAUCACGUCGCGAUGCUGGAAAGAAAGGCCCUCCCACCCUUGUCGCGUACAUGGCGGGGACGGAACCUGGAAAGGACAGACGACUUCUGAAAGGAUUCCGUGAAGGGUUUGAGAAUGAGUCUGAGCGAUUCGAAGAAAAGACCGAGCUGAAGAUUCCUGAUCAUGAAAGGAUUGUCGAUGCUUGUGGCCUGACCUGUGACUGGGAAAAUUGGCACGAGCGGAAAGACGUGACCAGGAACCUGUUGUGCGAUCUUGAAUCUACCAAACCCCCCUUGGAACACGGUCGGAACCGUAAACUCAAUCUGAUAGGAACAUCGAGCAAUCGCAGAAGGUUCCGCGCAUCGAAAGGUUUCACGGGCGAUUAUCGUGGUCGGUAUAACUGUGUUGCAAUGGUGAGAUUCAUAUUAAUGUGGCUCAUCAUCGGCUGCAAGGCCGAAGAAUUAGCUGUGGUAUCGCAUACAAUGAGGACUGCCAAGCCAUGCGCGCGCUCGAAGCGCGAACCAUGUGUGCAUACACAGCGUGUCGUUGCCAAGCGAGAAGGCGCCGCAGGCGCCACGCACGCGAAGCGUGCGGAUUUUCGGGCUGGGGGUUAUGACCUCCCGUAUCGGCCGGAUCGCUCCAAGGCGCUGAGCAGUGCGGAUUUUCGGGCUGGGGGUUAUGACCUCCCGUAUCGGCCGGAUCGCUCCAAGGCGCUGAGCAGUGCGGAUUUUCGGGCUGGGGGUUAUGACCUCCCGUAUCGGCCGGAUCGCUCCAAGGCGCUGAGCAGUGCGGAUUUUCGGGCUGGGGGUUAUGAUCCUCCCUUAGGGUGCAAGGCCUCAGUUGGGAGGGGUGCUGUGUUCGAGUCACAGGUGGGACCGUCCUUUUUGCCCAGAUGGGACCGCUACGCGCUUUGGCAGGAUAACGUCAACGAUGUCCCCAAUCCAUUUACUCGCUUGUAUAAAUCUCGAGCAAGGAUCGUGCUUCAACUAGGCCCUGACUCAAAGGCUCGGGGUGGCGACAUGUACAGCACCGUUCGAUCUGGAGUCAAGGCAUUUCCGUACCCACAGCGGCUUCGAUGGACGUCCGACAUUGAUCAACGACAUGCAGAUGUGCCCUGGCACGAUACGUCUCUGGAUCCUCGACGCACUCCCCGUAACAGACUUCAGGGAACUACAGCAGUUGCUACUGCACCUUAUUACCCCUUCUCCCCACCCCAUCUUUCAGUUAACGGGUCGAAAGUGGGAGAGGAUAGAUUACCACGACAGAAAGGCCAUCAGAACCGGCGCGUCAUCGAUCCGCUCACCUUCCUGCUACACAUGUUUCUUCGGAAACAUGUCGUGGCUACAUGGGAGCACGUCACAUAUAUUGAUUCGUUGAGGUUGUGA
Messenger RNA from Filobasidium floriforme, 1653 nucleotides. RefSeq lists its product as uncharacterized. The transcript is spliced from 10 exons. Bases 124 to 1653 code for a protein of 509 amino acids. Lineage: Eukaryota; Fungi; Basidiomycota; Tremellomycetes; Filobasidiales; Filobasidiaceae. The record is from RefSeq and is a predicted model, not a curated record.